This is a messenger RNA of Coprinopsis cinerea okayama7#130, 1096 nucleotides long. RefSeq lists its product as hypothetical. Gene Ontology annotation, molecular function: SNAP receptor activity. Gene Ontology annotation, biological process: retrograde vesicle-mediated transport, Golgi to endoplasmic reticulum. The record is from RefSeq and is a predicted model, not a curated record. Gene Ontology annotation, cellular component: endoplasmic reticulum; SNARE complex. The transcript has 3 exons. NCBI's taxonomy places the organism in Eukaryota, Fungi, Basidiomycota, Agaricomycetes, Agaricales, Psathyrellaceae. Bases 49 to 1014 code for a protein of 321 amino acids.
CAUUUAUUUAUUCCCCCUUUAUUCUUCAAAAGUCGGUCGGUCUUGAAGAUGGUUUCUUAUUCCUCAGAACCCCACCACGAUGUCGUAAACCUACACAGACUCCUGAGGCGGUUGGAGAAGAGUGUACAGGAUGAUAGAGAAUGGGAUUUGGGGGCCGACCGUGGUGUUGGGUCGAGCAAGGUUCAGAUACGGUUGAAGGCACAGAAGGACCUUCAGAAAGUGAAAUACGCACGAAAACUAGUGCAGAAUGUGGAUUCAUACGACCUUGAUGUGGAGGAUCCUUAUGGCACUGAGAGAAACCGACGGAUACACGAACUGAACGAUGUCAAGAUUCGGCUGGACCGCGUCGAGGAGUUCCUGAAAGAUCAAGUCCAGAAACACACUGAGCGACCCCAGCGACCGCCGUCAAUUCUGGCUCGACUUCCCAAGCCUGAGCCUAUUCCGGUACCGGUUGAGGAGCCUGCUGUCCAGCCACAGACGGACGAGGAGCCCGUGGCGUCAACCUCGUCUCAACCUGCCGCCCCAGAGGUCAAACAACCUGCUGACAACCUUCUACUGUCCCCGUCCGACCUUGACAACCUUCCUUCGGCUGGCCUGGGUGACAUUAUCUCACCACCGCCAUACGAACCAACCUUCUCAGGCGCGCGGUCUACCGCUACAUCAUCCGCACUUCCCAUCCACGCUUCUGGGUCAUUCACGAACCGGAAGGCAUUCCAAGCCCAGGGCCACACCUCUCUUCAAGAAGAGCUAUCUAGCCAGCUUGAGUCUAUGGCCGCCCAGCUCAAGCGGAACGCGAUCCACUUCUCGUCGAACCUCGAAAAGGACAAGGCGGUUAUUGAAAUGGCUGGGGAGAAGUUGGAGCAGAACUACGAUGUGAUGCAGAAGGAGAAGGGGAGGUUGGCGUUACUGAAUAAGACGACAGGCAGCACAACGUGGUUGACAAUCGGGAUUAUACUGGUGGUGUUACUCCUGUUCAUCGUCAUGGUGGGGUUGAUACGGUUCUCGAGGUUCUGAGUGAGUAGGAUUCGACGAUUCGCUUGUCUGUACUGAUACGACUGCUAUGUUACAUGAUUACUUCUAAUUCCAAUCCAAACCU